Messenger RNA from Pogona vitticeps (central bearded dragon), 5320 nucleotides. RefSeq names its product neurocan (gene NCAN). Gene Ontology annotation, biological process: cell adhesion; skeletal system development; positive regulation of neuroblast proliferation. NCBI's taxonomy places the organism in Eukaryota, Metazoa, Chordata, Lepidosauria, Squamata, Agamidae. Gene Ontology annotation, cellular component: perineuronal net; synapse. Gene Ontology annotation, molecular function: calcium ion binding; hyaluronic acid binding. The record is from RefSeq and is a predicted model, not a curated record.
CCUACCAGCCAGUUCUUGUAACCCCAUCUAUCAGCUGCAGCUCUGCAUGCCGGCUUUUUUUCCUGCUGAAUCGCAGGUGGAGGGGGGGAAAAGGGAGGGGAAGGAAGAGAGAAACCUAGACCCCUCCUCUAUUUUCUCUACCCCCCUUCCCAAAAAGAGGGCUCCCCUGUUUGCUUGGAUCUGGGUUCCCCCCCUCCAUGGAGGAGCUGGCCAGAGGGGCCCUCCCCGCCUCUCCCCAAUCCCCCCUAAGCCGGGCACCCCCUUUGUUCACCAAGCCUUGGGCUGGGAUUGGUUCCCGGCAGCCCCUUCUCCUGGCUCCCCCUUUGCAGGGGAAGCUACCCAAGGGGGCCGCCCCCCUCUGAUCACCCCCUUACCCACCUUUGGGAAGGGAGAAGGAGCCCCUCUCCGCUCGGGCAUUCGGGGUGCGUCAGUCUUUCUCUGACUGCUGCUUGGAAAGGUUGGAAAGAAAUCUCUCCACGGGUGGCAGAGGUCAUGAAUUCCUGUGGACCCUGAAAAAAAAAGAGAGAGACAUCCCAGAUUAAGGAUGGUCCAUGUAAUGGGGGAAAUCAGCUGCUGGAUGUUCCUGGGGUCCCUUCUCCUGCCUGUCUCAGUUCUUCUAGGUUCCCAGGAAAAUGGGAAAGUCAUCCACAUCAACAAGGUCCACCAUCAACCCCUCCGGGUCGGCUUGGCGGAGCCGGUGGCUCUGCCUUGCCUCUUCCUCCUCCAACCCUCAGCUUCUCUCGGGCCCAACUCCCCUCCAGACCCGCCACGGAUCAAAUGGAGUAAAGUCCGGUCCGCCACGGGGCAGCCGGAAGACCUCUCAGUCUUGGUGGCCAAGGAUAACGUAGUGAAGAUUUCCAAAGGGUACGAAGGGAGGAUCUCCCUUCCCGGUUAUCCGUACCGACGCGAUAACGCCACGUUGCUGCUUUCCGCCGUGCGGGCCAGCGACGCCGGGCUUUAUCGGUGCGAAGUGGUGGCCGGGAUUCACGACGAGCAAGACCUGGUCCCACUAGAAGUCACAGGUGUGGUUUUCCACUACCGAGCUGCCAGCAACCGCUACGCCUUGACGUUCUCGGCGGCACAGAGGGUCUGCGAGGAGAACUCAGCCGUCAUUGCCUCACCGGCGCACCUUCAAGCCGCGUUUGAGGAUGGUUAUGACAACUGCGAUGCCGGAUGGCUUUCCGAUCGCACUGUUAGGUAUCCCAUCACCCUUUCGAGGCCGGGCUGUUACGGAGACCGCAACAGUCUUCCGGGCGUCCGGAGUUACGGUGAGAGGGAUGCCGAGGAAACUUACGACGUCUACUGUUAUGCAAAAGAGCUUCGGGGAAAGGUGUUCUACGCCUCCAGCCCAGGACGUAUGACAUUCCCAAUGGCCCAGAAGUACUGCGUGAGUCGAGGCGCCCAGCUUGCGACGACUGGGCAGCUGUACCUCGCUUGGAGAGAAGGGCUUGACCAGUGUGAUCCUGGCUGGCUGGCCGACGGAAGCGUCCGGUAUCCCAUCCGGACCCCGCGGAAGAAAUGCGGAGGGGAUGAGCCGGGAGUCCGGACCGCCUACCAGCAUGCCAAUCGGACCGGCUUCCCCCACCCAGGCUCCAGGUUCGACGCCUACUGCUACAAAGCCUGGCAGUCAAGCAAGAAGGUGCUGGGUUCGGCGUUUGGGGAGAGCCCGGAUCCGGCGGGACGGGGGCCCACCGACCAGGACACGGAAGGAAGCCACGAUUUGCUGAUGGAGAACCUCUUGGUGGAACAUGACCCCGAUUCGCUGACGCAGAACGAGCUUUUCCCCAAGGAAACAGACGAGGCCGUUGUUUCGGGGGAUUCGAGGGAGUUCGCCAAAGAACCUUAUGGGCCGUUACAGAAAGCCGGGACGGCGUUGAUGGAAGAGGACGAACAGAUGCAGUUGGUGACGGCUUUUCCCAGAGGGAAGGAAACUGGGGAGGAGGGACCGACUUCUCCCCAGAGGCCUCUUUGGGAUGGAGGACAUCAAGACGGGUCUCCCAAACCACCCAGUGUCUCCCACCUGGACUUGGUCGUUGAGCGAGACCCAUUCCACGCAGUUGACCACACGUCAGUGGAGCCCACGAAGAGCCACGAUUCUGAGCAGGCGAUGGCCACCAAAGAGACAAGAACUGUGGUCGUGACACCUUCAGUGGAAGAGUCUGAAGACCUCUCAUCCACUGAGGGGGUCACCCACCCUGUCUACCCCACUUGGGUGCCCGGGACCACCCAUAGGUUGGCCCCCCAUGAAUCCAUAUCCCCUGACCCACCACAGCUUCCUUAUACUCAUCUCCCUAUGGGGCAACCUUCCACCUCCACCGUAGCCAGCACCCCAACACCUCACAGUGGUCCCCCCGGGGCCACGACCAAGGAUCUGCUCCCCACCGGCCUUCCCGAGCCCACCCGGAGGAGCAUUUACACGGGCCUCAACGGACGCUACUUCCAGCAGAUCGUGGAAGAGGAUCCGGGCCUUGAGGGGGAGACCGAGGGCAGCACCGCCUUGCCCUCGGUGCGGCACAAGAUGGCGGACAACUUCAUCGAGACCUCGGUGGAGGCCCAGCCCAGCCCGGCCGCGGCGCUCCGAGGCGGCGUGAGCUACGCUCUCUCCAACGAAGUGGAUGGCAAAGAGCUACCAGCGUCUGAGCACCGGAGCUACCCAGAAACCACGUUUUUAUCUCCUUCACCCUUCUGGAGAGGCACACAGGGUGAAGGAUACGACCACGAACACCCAGCAUCCUCUGGGUUGGAAAACCAGGAGACCCAAACCCACUCCGGGCAUCCUGAGGCUUCCUCUCCAACCGUGGCCAAUGGGCUUCGGUGGCCUCCAGAGAUGGCCACCACAACAGGAAGAGGUCUUACAGAGGGCCCCGGGGCUGCCAGCACCCGAGGAGACUACCCUCCAGGGGUGGCACUGGUGAGGGACAACGGGGAGAGCUUCUCAGGCAAUGGGGAGGUUAUCCGGACAAUCCCACACUCCUCCCUGGACAGCAAGAGGAGCGAAGGCCCCAUGGACGAAGCGAGUGGGGAAGUUGGUGAUGACUCCCGAGAAGAUCACAAUGCCCUGGUGAGCUUAGUCGAGGGGCUCCCGGGGCCUGAUUUCGAGGCCCAACAAAACGUGCCUGGUUCUGCCCAAGAAGGAACAGAUUCAGACAUUCUCCAUGCAACCAGACCACAGAAGGAGAUCAGGGUCCUUGACGUGGGAGGAAAAGACACCAUCUUGAAUCAGGACGGCCGGCAUGUGGGGGAGCUCACUGAGCUGAGAGGGGAAGAGGCCUCCACUCUGUCCAUGAAGAACAUCUUUUCUCCGACACUGGAUUUCGUUGACUCACCAGCGGCUCAGCUGUUGUCUGGGGAAGGUGAGCCAUGGGUGACCCCUGGCGCCAGUCAAGAUGGGGAGGUGGCCUCCAAGGGAAGCCUCCAGACAACACCAGGAAGCCCAGUAGAUGUUUCCACCUUGACCGAGCCCCUGGGUGUUUCUGGGCAACAAGGAGGCUGGGAGGUGAUCACGGAAAGCACAGAUGGACACCUUGAAGCCGGCAUAGUCAACCAAAAUCAUCCUGGGGAACACCUGGUGCUCCAAACCAGCAGCAUGAUGGAAACAAGUCCCGUCCAUCACUCUUCUGAAGGUGCCAGCUCUGGAUCUCCCAUCCGUACCCUCUCCACCCGGCCUGUCCCUACUGAGGGGCAGAAAGACGCAACGCUGUGGGGCUCCCCAAAGAUGGACCCAACCCCACGUCGAUCAACACUGUCUCCAGACCAGCUACUUCCAUUCCCAACCUCUCCACCUUCCCUCUUUCCAAGUGGAGAAGCCGUCAGAGCUGUGGAUGAUGAGGAAAGCUACCUUCCCACCUCGCCGGGAGGGUUUCUCCCUCUUGAGCCCGACAGCGGGAGUGGGGAAGAGACCAGAAAUCUGUCCACCAUCAAAGGGGACGAGGGUCCGGUGUGGAACGAGGAAGCCAACAUCAGCUUGAUUGUUGAAACCAAUCCGUGCGACAAUGACCCGUGUUUGCACGGAGGGACCUGUGAAUCCAGCGGGAACAUCUCUACCUGUAACUGUCCACGAGGCUUCACAGGGGAGAACUGUGAAAUAGAUAUCGACGACUGCUUAUCCGGCCCGUGUCAGAACGGAGGCACCUGUAUUGACGAGAUCAACGCUUUCAUCUGCCUGUGCCUGCCCAGCUAUGGUGGGACCUUGUGCGAACGAGACACUGAAGGCUGCGACCACAACUGGCAUAAAUUCCAAGGCCAUUGUUACCGGUACUUCGCCCACCGGCGGUCGUGGGAGGAUGCGGAGCGAGACUGUCGCCGGCGGUCAGGUCACCUGACCAGCAUCCAUUCACGGGAGGAGCAUAACUUCAUCAGCAGCUUUGGGCAUGAGAAUACAUGGAUCGGGCUUAACGACCGCAUCGUGGAGCAGGAUUUCCAGUGGACCGACAACACCGGACUGCAAUACGAGAACUGGCGGGAGAAUCAGCCGGAUAAUUUCUUUGCCGGGGGCGAAGACUGCGUGGUGCUGGUGUCGCACGAGACGGGGAAGUGGAAUGACGUCCCGUGCAACUACAACCUGCCUUACGUCUGCAAAAAAGACACCGUACUGUGCGGGCCUCCUCCCUCGGUGGAAAACGCCUUCCCCAUUGGCAAAAAGAGAGAGAAAUACAGCAUCCACGCAACCGUCCGCUACCAGUGCGAGGAAGGCUUCCUGCAACGGCACUUGCCCACCAUCAAGUGCCACGUCAACGGAACGUGGGACCGGCCCCGAAUCCUCUGCACAAAAUACGGUCGCACAGAACCCGGCGGCACCACCGACGCCGCCAUCAGCACCACCAACACCACCGCCACAAAUCGCGGAAGGACCGGCGGAAACACCAGCGGCAGCACCCGAAGCCGGAGUGGACGGAGGAAGACGGCAAUUACUUUUAACGACCUACCCAGAGAAAAGCACAAGCUCUUCCUUCCCCACCAUCUUUCCCCCCCCACCCGUUCCUCCCCCAGCCUCCCAGCCCCUCCCUGGAUGUAAUUGAUUGGCGUGUGUGAUGGGAAACUGUUGAUGCCUUCUCUCGCUCUCUCGCGGCGGCGGCCGAUUCGCUCCGAGUUUCAGUCCGAAUCCACCCUAGAAUAAUCCGGCGGAGGGGAGGUGGCAAACAUUUCCUGUCCAACAGGGAGUCAACGCCUGUGGGUGCCCUUCCUUUUAAAGUUCGGAACAAAACCUAGAGCGGAUCGGGCUGUUCCCUCUGACCUCCAGAGCCGCCUUCCUCCGUUGCUCCCCACCCUUCCACAAAUCAUGCUAUCAGGGGGAAAAAAAUCUAUUUGGAUCCUGUCUGUC